AUGCGGCUUUUGACCGAAUGUGUAUCGGACCUCGAUAUCCGUGACAAAGAAGGCUAUACGCCUCUCGCAGUGGCCGUCAGUAAGAGCAACAAGGAUGUUGCCAGGUACCUUAUCGAACAAGGUGCCAAGGUCAAUUGCUUUGCUCCCACAUAUGGAAGCAUUCUCCAUCUAGCCAUCAGAAAAGGGGAUCUAGAUCUUGUCAAACUUCUUCUGAAAUCAGGUGCAGACCCUGAGAUGGUAGACACCGACUACGGAGAGUCCCUCGUGUACACCGCCCUCGGCAUUGAAGACUCGACGAAGCUCUACAAGAUGAUACGAUAUCUGGUAGAGGAAGCAAAAGCGCCUGUCGACAGGAUGGGAGGGAAAUUUGCAUACGCCAUCGUACGAGCUGCGCAUAUGACAAAAGUAUCUCCUGAGGUGGGCACUAGGAUGUUGAAAUUCUUGAUCAGACACAAGGCUCGACUGAGCGUUACUGAUCACCAGGGCCGUCGUGCUGCGCAUUUUGUUUGCACCUCUACGUCUUCUGAUGGUAUCAAAGCUCUGAUCCAAGGCGGGGAGGACAUGCAAGGUCAUGACACGUUUGGCCGUUUGCCCAUUCACUUUGCAGCGUCAAACCCAGACCCUAGCUGUUUUAAUUAUCUCCUUGAUGAGUGUAACGAAGUACACGCCAAAUCCGUGAAUACCAAGGACAACGAUGAGUGGACGCCUUUGAUGUGGGCAGCACGGUCCGGCUCUAUCGCCACAGUCUACACUUCUCUGGCAAACUUUGCCGACCGCCCUCCGUCGCUCCUCGAGCAGCUUGUGCCCAAGAAGCACUCGAGGAUCAAGGAAGACGGCAGUGAGGAGGAGUGGGAGGACUCUCUCCACAGGGUCCAGACCGGUGACAAGAAAGAUACCAUAUGCAAUAGCUGUCUUGUGGGUAUAAUCGGGCUGUGCUGGAAGUGUAUCGAAUGCAAGGACGACUUUUCCCUCUGUUUCAAGUGUUUCGUUCGCAGAUCUGAUUUCCACAACCCGGAGCAUAAUUUUGAGGACAUCGGGCCACUGUAUCAGGAAGAUGAACCUGAGGCAGAGAGUUUAGAGAAUUCCGAAAAAGAGGAGGCAAGUCGCGACGAGCAGGAGCCGGCUUCAACCGAUGCUGUUGAGAUUGACCUUGAUGAAGUCGACCUCGAGGACUUUGACUUGAGCUUAGAAGAUGACAGCGACUAG
This is a messenger RNA of Fusarium sp. VM40, 1206 nucleotides long. The record is from the annotation of a GenBank genome assembly. NCBI's taxonomy places the organism in Eukaryota, Fungi, Ascomycota, Sordariomycetes, Hypocreales, Nectriaceae.